UCUCUCUUCUUUCUCUCUCCUUCUGACCUAGCUGGUGGAUCCCGUUUGGCGGCAUGGCCGCGCCGGAGCCGGCGAACUGGGCUCAGCUUUUUGGAGUGGGGGAAGGCAAUCGACUUCGCUACGUUGCACCUGCUUUGGUUGAUGGAGAAUUGGUUAUCCCUCGAGCUGUACGGGAUGAGGGAGCGGUUCGGUGGCGGAAUGCGUUGGUCGGUCAAUUUUUAUCAGAAGCUUCGCCGAUCACAAUGAUUCGUCGCUGGGCUCAACGUUUUUGGGGGAGAGAUGGUAGAGUUUUUGUAUCAGUAUUCGGAUCGAACAUGUUUCUGUUUCAAUUUGAGAGUGCGGAGACGAGUACCUGGGUUUUUGAAAACGGGCCAUGGCAUUGUGAGAAUGUUCCUCUCUUUCUGCGAAAAUGGGUUCCUGGAAUACGAUCGUUUAAGAUGGAUCGUUCUAAACUGCCUAUCUAGGUUCGUAUUCGCGAACUCCCGUUGGAAUACAUGACAAUGGAGGGUUUGAGCAGGGUUGCUAGCCUGUUAGGUACAUCACUUGGAUGGAUCAAUCAACCAGGCUGCGUACUCAAAUGGGUACUGCUAAAAUCUGUAUUGAAAUGAUGGCUGGAUCUUCUUUCCCAAUGAAGCUUCAGAUUCGACCGAAAGGUGAGGAAGAUAUUACACUAUUUGUUCACUAUCUCCAUGCUCCCAAUAGAUGUGAGAAGUGUGAGGAAUUUGGGCAUCAGAUUGGUGAGGGGGUAGAAUGUGGUAAAACUAUGGUUACUUGUGAGAUGGCUGCUCCAGCUAAGGAUGUGUUGUCUCAACCUGUGUCUGGAAGUAUUGCUAGUGAGGGUUUACUGGUUGGCGGACCUAGCUCUCCAGCAGUUGCUCAGGGGAUAGUUAGUCUUAUAGGCACUCCACCAAUUGUGGUUGGAAAGGUGAUCGUGACUACAGCCUCUGCAUCCUCUCCUCCUGUGGAUGCAGAUGGGUUUCAGUUAGUUGGCAAAAAAGGCAAAGCAGUUCAGGACAAUCAAUCGGCAUAAGGUAGUGGAGUACGAAUUCCAGAAUCAGCCGUCCAAGCUCGAGUGCCACUGAAUUUAAAGGGGUAUAAUCUUGUUGGUCCUGCCUCUCCAAAGAAAAGGGGGGGGGGGCGCAAGAAAAUGGAGUAAUGAAG
Messenger RNA from Linum trigynum, 1161 nucleotides. The record is from the annotation of a GenBank genome assembly. Lineage: Eukaryota; Viridiplantae; Streptophyta; Magnoliopsida; Malpighiales; Linaceae.